AAAUUGGAUAUGCAUUCAAAAAUAUUGUGAAAAUACAAAUAGCAGUCUAUUUAUUGACCUUUUUGUAGAACAACUGUAAAACAGUGACAUGUAUCUUCCAUGAAGAUUUCAGUAUCAUAUGAAGUAUGUCGAUUCAACCAAAAUGUAUGCAUAACAAGAGGAAAUGACCAUUCGACCAUUGCUGUCAACGAUCGAAUCAACCUGAAUUUUGUCAUAAUAACGUGAAUUACAGAACAGUAAUGGAAGAAGGUAUUCAAGAAAGACAGAAAAUGUCUUACGCAGUAAUAAGACCUUCAAACCAACAGAAUUCCUCAUAUGUUCCUGCAAAACCUACAAAUAAAACAGAAUCUUCAUCCAGUACUGUUUCUAAGCAACCAGUGAUAACUACCAGAAGACCCCCAGCUUUUGGUCAGAUUGUAAAGAAACAAGUAUGGGUAGAAGAAAAGCCGACCAUUCCUGGUGUACUCCCGGGACUGCAGUACCUUACAUCUCUGGAUCAAGUUUUCGUCAAACAACAUAUUGACAUGAUGGAAGCAACGUGGGAAAAAGCAAACAAGUACAAAAUACUAAACAACCAAAGCGAACAAGUUUACUUUGUGUCUGAAGAGUCAGAUAAAUGGAAUAGACAAUUACAAGGACCGGACCGAGGAUUCAAUCUUCGUGUACUUGACAAUACAUCACAGGAGGUUAUGCGUUUCUCUAGAGAACACAUAUGCUGCGGUGGAUGUUGUUGUGGUUAUUGUGAAAGUCUUCGCCAAGUGCUGACCGUAGAGGCACCAGUCGGGGAUGUAAUUGGAUAUGUUCGACAGGAGUUUAACAAAUCUGGACCUUGUUAUUCAGUCAGAGAUGCAGAAGACACCAUCGUUUAUAAGAUUACUGGACCUUGCUGUGUAUGUGACUGUCCCUGUAAUAGAGUUAGAUUUCCGAUAGUGUCAGCAGACGAUACAGAGGAAGUAGGGGUAAUCAGCAAAAAUCUUGGUAUAGAAAAUUAUUUCGGUGAUGCUGAUACGUUCGGUGCAAAGUUUCCACUAGAUAUUGAUGUAAAAAUCAAAGCCGUACUGCUUGGUGCAAUUCUGUUGAUUGACUUCAGCCAUUUUGAACAAGGACAACAACACUGGUAAAGAGCAGGGCUAUAAUAAUCUCCUUUUGGAACAGCGACCAAUAGAGAAAGAGAUUGAAGAGUAACCCUAUUAAUGAGUUGUCACUUUACUUUGAACAUUGUUUGUAUGUUGUAAUUUGUAACUGUCACCUUAGAUUGGCUUGAAAUUUGUGCAAAUAUAUUCAGGUCUAAUCUACCAUUUACUUCAUAAGGAAAUGCCUGUAUCAUGUCAGGAUUAUUGCAGUUGUUCUAUCGUUCGUGUGAUUUUGACAUGUGAUAAGAAUUUUGUCGUUUUUAAUUGAAUGUUGUGCACCAACGCAGGAAUAUGACAAUAAUUUUUUCACCGUCACUUUUGUUAUUUAACUUUUUGCGAUAAAAUAAAUCAUGUAUCUAACGCUAUGUCAAACAAUCAAACAAUAUGUACACAAUAUGUACGUAUUAAUGUAUAAUACAGCUAUCAUUAUCAAGGAUUUUCUCGUGCCAUUGUUAACAUGUUUAAUACUUAAAAAUGUUAAAAACCUUAUUGUCCAGAAGUUGUUUGGUUUAUAACACUUGUUUUUAUUUGUUUGCCAAUUAAAAUGAUACUGGUGUGUUUUUUUUAACAAUAUUGCAUAUUGUAUAUGGUGUAAAAA
Mytilus trossulus (common blue mussel) is the source of this 1731-nucleotide messenger RNA. RefSeq names its product phospholipid scramblase 1-like. The transcript has 12 exons. The record is from RefSeq and is a predicted model, not a curated record. Gene Ontology annotation, molecular function: phospholipid scramblase activity. Gene Ontology annotation, cellular component: plasma membrane. NCBI's taxonomy places the organism in Eukaryota, Metazoa, Mollusca, Bivalvia, Mytilida, Mytilidae. The coding region runs from base 240 to 1121 and encodes 293 amino acids. Gene Ontology annotation, biological process: plasma membrane phospholipid scrambling.